UAAAAAAGAAAAAAAAAAAAAGAACAAAGUUGGCUUUCCCCUGCAUGCAUAUAUAUAUAAGUACAAUCAAGUUCAUGAAUAUUGUCAAGCUAAUUAACCAUUCACAGUAGCAGUACAUCAUAUUCUUCAUUUCUUCCAUUCUUGCCAGUAGUGCUACAAUCUAUUGUGCUAGGUUGCCCAAAUAUAUUUUAUUAACACACUAAGAUGAUUGGGUGGGAAGAUGUUUACAAGGUUGUGGUGGCCACCGUUCCACUCUAUGUUGCCCUAAUUUUAGGGUACGGCUCAGUAAGGUGGUGGCACAUAUUUACUACCGAGCAGUGUGGCGCGAUCAACCGCUUCGUUUGUUUCUUUACUCUCCCACUCUUCACGUUCGACUUCACUGCACAUGUGGAUCCUUACAAAUGGAACUACCGCUUCAUCGGCGCCGACUUCAUCUCCAAGCUCAUAAUCGUGGUGGUGCUAGCACUUUGGGCCAAGUGCAGCAGCAAAGGAAGCUACAGUUGGUCCAUCACAAGCUUCUCUUUGUGCACGUUAACUAAUUCCCUAGUGGUUGGUGUGCCCUUGAUUAAAGCCAUGUAUGGUUCGUCAUCCGUUGAUCUUGUUGUUCAAGCAUCGGUCGUGCAGGCCAUCGUAUGGCUCACCAUUCUUUUGUUCGUCUUGGAAUUUCGACGUACGGGGUCGAUAGACAUAGUUUCAAGUCGUACUAAUGUCGGCCCUCGAGUUCAAUCGGUUGAUCCACAAGGGAAUGAUGUAGAAGCCAUGGAGGAGAUAACAAUAAGUACUAGGCCUUCCUUUUGGUAUUUGAUGAAGGCUGUGUGGGUGAAACUUGGGAUGAAUCCCAACUCCUAUGCAGUUUUUAUUGGUAUUGCUUGGGCUUUGAUAGCAAGCAGGUGGCAUAUUGAGUUGCCAAGCAUCAUGGAAGGAUCUGUUUUAAUCAUGUCAAAAGCUGGUACAGGCACUGCUAUGUUUAGCAUGGGUAUCUUCAUGGCACUGCAGGAAAAAUUUGUAGCCUGUGGGACGAGCCUAACAAUAAUUGGGAUGGUUCUGAGGUUUAUUGCAGGACCGGCAGCCAUGGCGAUUGGCUCUAUUGCGGUGGGUCUGCAUGGUGAUGUUUUACGUGUUGCUAUCAUUCAGGCAGCAGUGCCACAGUCCAUUACGUCCUUCAUAUAUGCCAAAGAGUAUGGACUCCAUGCAGAAGUGCUCAGUACAGCGGUAAUAUUUGGCAUGUUGGUCUCCCUUCCAGUGUUGAUCGCUUACUAUGCAGUUCUAGGAUUUGUGCAUUGACGACCAUCUCUCUCAGCUAUAUAGAUAUAGAUAUACGUUUCAAUGAAUUUAUAGAGGGGAAAGGAUUGCUGCCUUGCUGCUCCUCUCUCCUUUGUUUUUUGUUUUAGUUUUUUUUGCUUUAAUUUGAUUUUCCAUAUCAUGGUCUAAAACUGUUGGGACUAACAUUAAAUUAGUCUUAAAAUUGCCAAAA
This is a messenger RNA of Pyrus x bretschneideri (Chinese white pear), 1474 nucleotides long. Its product is annotated as auxin efflux carrier component 5-like. Gene Ontology annotation, molecular function: auxin efflux transmembrane transporter activity. The record is from RefSeq and is a predicted model, not a curated record. NCBI's taxonomy places the organism in Eukaryota, Viridiplantae, Streptophyta, Magnoliopsida, Rosales, Rosaceae. The coding region runs from base 205 to 1284 and encodes 359 amino acids. Gene Ontology annotation, biological process: auxin export across the plasma membrane; auxin polar transport. Gene Ontology annotation, cellular component: plasma membrane; endoplasmic reticulum. The transcript is spliced from 5 exons.